CUCUCUCUCUCUCUCUCUCCCUCUCUUUAUUCCUCGGUCUUUUACUGCCUCCGCUCCACCCUGGUUUAUCGGCCGAUCAGACUGCAAAUUCGUUUGUGACCGUGCAGUGUGGGUUCUGUAUCUAACCAGUGUCGAGAGGCAAACGAAAAACACGGCUGACGCCGCUCUCUUGGCGACGCCAGACCAAAAACCAGCAACGACAUAUAAGUACGAUUAGAGAGAAACGCGCGCGAGAAACAGAGGGAAAGAGAGAAAGAUAGUUUGCCCGUAGUAAUAGGGCCGACGGCAUUCGGUAUCGUUUCGUUCGGGCGCCACGAGCGAUAACACCGCUAACAUGUCUGUGAGGAUGGAAAACGUAGCCGCGCCGAGGAAGCUCAACUACAAAAUGAUGGGUACGAACGGCCCGCGACCGACGUACGUGGGUGCUAACAAUGGUAACGCCGGUGGCGCCGGGGGCGGCGGCGGCGGCGGCGGUGGAGGCAGCGGCGGUGGCGGCGUCGGCGUAGGUCCAGCAAGUGGCGGAGGUGGCGGCGGCGGAGGUGGCGGCGGCGGCGGUGGCGGAGGCGGAGGCGGACACGGAUUGAAGGGGAACACUAGCGGCGGUCCACGAGGCGGAAACCCUGUGCAGUAUCGUGCGAGCGGCGCCGCGGCGUGGGGUGCAGCACCACCCUCUCACGCAGCUGCGGCUGCGGCGGCGGCGGCGGCUGCCUACCCGCCGUACACGAGGUACCCGAGCGCAGCGGCCGCGGCUGCGGCGGCCGGUCAGAUGCCGGUCGGAGCACAGCAACUACCGCCUACGGCGAAUCCCUACGCCACCGCCUCCUACGCACAACACGCGUCGUAUGGUGGACAACGGGUACCAACGGCCUCUUCCCCAGCUAACACCAAUAGUAGUUGUAGCAGUGCUAAUGGUAGUCAAAGCGGGACAAUGAGCACAAGUCUUAGCAAUAAUGCUAUACAAGGACAGCAGGCAGAGCAACUGUCAAAAACAAAUUUGUAUAUCCGUGGCCUCAACCAAAAUACAACUGACAAAGACCUCGUUAACAUGUGUUCUCAAUAUGGAACUAUCACCUCUACAAAGGCAAUUUUGGAUAAAAACACAAAUAAAUGUAAAGGUUAUGGAUUUGUAGACUUUGAGUCACCAGUGGCGGCAGAGGGUGCUGUGAAAGCACUGGUCGCCAAGGGCAUCCAAGCGCAGAUGGCGAAAGUGGGUAUCUGGUUGCUCCGUAGACUGCCCAGUCAACAGGAGCAGGAUCCCACCAAUUUGUAUAUUGCAAACUUACCAUUGAACUUCAAAGAAAAUGAUGUUGAAGGAUUGCUCGCUCAGUAUGGGCAAGUUAUCUCAACGCGUAUAUUACGCGACACUGCUGGACAAAGUAAAGGUGUUGGAUUUGCAAGAAUGGAGUCCAAAGAGAAAUGCGAACAGAUUAUCCAGAUGUUUAAUGGAAAGGCGUUGCAAGGAGCUAAAGAUCCACUCUUGGUUAAAUUUGCUGAUGGUGGUAAUAAGAAAAAGUCAUUAUACAAAAGUACAAUAUGGAGAGAAACUGGAGAGAAUAUUACACUGAAUUAUGAUACAAGUGGCGUUGGUCAAAAUGGAGUUGCAACCACUCACAUGCUACCGGCAGCCACUUUAACGCAAUAUAGUCGUCACUAUGGUCAAGCAUUACCUGGCUACAGUGUACCAGGAGCUCCAUGGGUUACUCCUUAUUUGGUGCAAACUGCCCCUCCACAUAUGCAACAGGUCGACAUGAUGCCAUCAGCAGAUCCUAGCAAUCCACAGUACAGUAUGAUUCCUCAGCUUACAACGCAAAUGUCUACAUUGCAUCUUGGCACUGGUUCCUACAUAGCAGCAAGCCCACAUCCUUAUCCUUAUACUACUUACCCUCCUAGCAUUAUUCAUACCAUGCCAUUGGGUGAUUCUGAACAGACAAGUAACGCGGCAUCUCCUGAUGACUCCUAUCAACAAUACCAAGCUCAGCAGCCUAAGUAGGCUAUGGUUUUUAGGUAUGGAUAACAUAUACGAUUACACCGAGGGUUAUGUAAGUUAGGAGAACAACACCUGUUGAAACGAAGGAUUAUAUUAAUGAAGAAUAGAUGAGACUAAAUACAUUACAUAAAGUCAGAUAAGAUUCUUCCUCAUGAUAAUUGACUUGCCAGCCAUCUUUUAUACAUUUUAUCCACCAGAUAAAUAGGUGAAAGUAGUUAAUAUUUUCCAACGAUUAGAGAAUGAAUGUUGUCAUAAGAAGGGGGUACGAGUGCUUGUGUCAUCUACAUUGUUCGGCACCAGCACGGCUCCAUACGCUGUAAUCGCCAACACAUCAUUACGACAGUGACAAAGAAAAAAUUGAUAUUCUGCGACGGACAGUUUAGUGUCAAGCUGUUAGGCUUCCAGGAUUAACUUUAGGUAUUACAUUUACUAAGGAGACGAUAAGUCGAAGCUGAACGCUUGAGAGUGUGAAUAAAUAUUUUAACAAAAAAUGUGUAAACUAUAAAAGAAACGCUGCUCAGAAAUAUACAAAGGAGAAUUCUUCCCAAGAAAUAAUAAUAAUAAUAAUUAUAAUAAUAAUUAUAAUAAUAACGAUAUACAGAGAAACAAAAGCACUUCCAAUGCUAGAGUUGAUAAAGAAAAGAAAAAAGUCAUUCAGAUUCAGUUGAUUAUAAUCAGUACCUACCGGACUUGUGCCAGCUGGCUGGCCGGUGGCUGAGCUGCGAAAGAAGAGGCGAUCGAUCAGUGUUCUUUUACCUACGAAGAUGCUGAGAACAUACUCUUCCUUAACAGCAUACACCACCCCAUCCACAAAUUACACUCUCAUCACAUAUAGGACACUUGCGCGUACACACAGAACGGACGGACGGACGGAUGAACGGACGGACGGACGGACGGACGCGGACGAACGGACGGACGAACGGACAGACAGAUUAUUACAUUUUGUUUCUUUUUUUUUUCUGUUUUUGUUCAGACAUUCCAAGCCAGGCAUAUAUAUUGUAUGUAUGUAUUGCCACGCGAAGAUUUUUAUCUACUUUUUAUGAGUACAGUUCGCGGUUUUCUUUUUUUCACAAUCACGGACAAAUAAUAUAUUUUAAAAUAAACGCAGAAAACUGCGAAUACUUGAAGGAAACGGAGAUUAGCGAAAAAAGGAGAAAAAAGAAAUGAAAAUAAAUAAAAACGAAAAGCUUUAUUUCUAAAAAGGAAACAAAACCUUUUCAGGAUGAUAUGUAAUUAUUGUAACAAUGAACGAAAGGAACAUAGUACUUUUUAGAAGAUUUAUAUUUAUGAGUACAGUUACUACGAAUCGAAUAUCAGUUUUAAUUGUACAGUGAAUACAGAUAUUUUUUUUAGAAUUGUGCCUUUUCAGACAAAUCCGUUAGAGAAGGAUAUGCUGAAAAAAUAAUUAUAAUAUAUUUUUACGUCGGUAUGUAAUAUUGCGAAACUUGAGCCAAAUUUUGAUCUUCUAGUUAAGAGAAUAUAAUUGUUUUUGCGUUGUAGCCAGUUAAAUGUCACUGCGUUUGUUUUUUGAUUAUUCGGAUUUCGAAUAGAUUUUGUAUGUGUAUAGUUGCCACUAACGGGAUUGGGAGACGGGCCGGAAACCACACAUCCGCGUGCGGAGUCUUAGGAACAAUAAAGAAAAUCAAACGGCGGUUUCGAUCUGUGAA
Megalopta genalis is the source of this 3654-nucleotide messenger RNA. Lineage: Eukaryota; Metazoa; Arthropoda; Insecta; Hymenoptera; Halictidae. The record is from RefSeq and is a predicted model, not a curated record.